This is a messenger RNA of Fusarium pseudograminearum CS3096, 1911 nucleotides long. RefSeq lists its product as uncharacterized. Lineage: Eukaryota; Fungi; Ascomycota; Sordariomycetes; Hypocreales; Nectriaceae. The transcript has 6 exons. Bases 1 to 1911 code for a protein of 636 amino acids. The record is from RefSeq and is a predicted model, not a curated record. Gene Ontology annotation, molecular function: flavin adenine dinucleotide binding; monooxygenase activity.
AUGACACUCGACCACAAGCCGGAUGAUGUCGACAGCGAUGCAGGAGAUCUGCGCACACUAUUUGAUGAGCAUCCCAUCCCAGUCAUAUCUCCAAAGACAGUUAGCCUGAUCUCUUUCAAAACACAUGACGAACUCGAGCAAGCCUCUAUUGUCGUAGAUGCAUUCAACGUUGCCUUGGCCAACAAUGAUGCUAUCGCUCUUCAGACGUGUUUCUUCCCCGCACAAGGUUACUGGAAGGACUCGUUGGCUUUAACAUACCAUCUGCGUACCUUUCGCCGUCCAAAAGUCAUUGCCAAGAGUCUUCUUGAAACAAAAGAGGCUAGGAGAUGCAAAGAAGCUUGGAAGUUGGAGGGAGCUGUGUUUGUCCCUGCGACACCUGUUCUUCAAUUCAUCGACGUGUCCCUUUCUUUCAGAACUGAGUCGCCUGCAGCUUCUUGUAGCGCAAGAGUCCUUCUUCUCCCUACCGAAAAUAACAAUGGAGAAAUCGAAUGGAAGAUAUGGAUUCUAAGUACAAACUUGGAGAACCUUGAUAUCCACCCAGAAGACACUUUGCUUCUGCAGAACCCUAGCCGUAGCCUUGAUGGCAUGAAAACAAUUGAGACGGGUGUAUUUAUAAUUGGUGGUGGAAAUAGCGCCGCUGCCCUCUCAGCCCGUCUCAAAGCCUUUGGCGUUGAGAGUAUCAUGGCAGAGCGGAAUGCCAACAUUGGGGAUAAUUGGGCUUUGCGAUAUGACUGCAUGAAGUUUCAUGUUCCGACUUCAUUUGCCGAAAUGCCUUAUAUGAAUUAUCAAGACGAGUUCCAAGGAGAUCAUCUCCUCAGUAAAGACGAAUUGGCUGAUCACUUGCGACGCUUUGUGUCUCGUUUCAAUCUCAACAUCAUCACUUCUGCCAAGAUACAGUCAACCACUUACAACAAGCCGAGCAAGAAAUGGAAGAUCAAUGUCGAAACACCUACCAAGAUUAUUACUGUAACCGCAAAGCAUGUGGUUCAGGCCACUGGCAUUGGAUCGCAAAAGCCACAUGUUCCCAUAAUAGCGAACGCACAUGACUACAAAGGCAUCGCCAUCCAUUCUUCUGAUUAUAGGAAUGGUCAACUCUUGGCAAACCAGGGUGUCAAGUCCGUUCUUAUCAUAGGCUCAGCAAAUACAGCCUUUGAUAUCUUGGAAGAUUGCCAUGCCGCCGAACUCGAAGCAACAAUGAUUGUUCGAUCUCCAACCUACGUCGUCCCGUUGGAGUACAUAAAAAACAAAAGAAGUCUCGGUGCCUACGACUUUGGUGUCGCAGCCGCUGAUAGGAUGUUCCUCACACUACCGACAGAGAUAAGUGGUCAAUUGGCCCGCAAUCUCUUUCGUAUGCUAGCAUCACAAGAACCAGACCGCUACGCUGCGCUACAAAAAGCAGGUUUUCCUGUUCUUGAUAGCGCUGAACCUCGGCAAGCGCUGCACUCUAACCUGGUUGAGAGAGCGGGUGGACAUUAUGUUGACACUGGCGGAACUGAGUUACUGGCACAGGGUAGGGCUGGCGUCAAAGCAGGAGUUGAGCCCGUUGCUUUUACAGGGACAGGUUUGAUAUUUUCAGAUGGAAGCACAACUGAUGCAGAUGCUGUGAUAUGGUGUACGGGGUACGCUGACCAUGAUGUUCGUAACAUGGCAGUCGAGAUUCUCAGAGGUGAUGAGGGAGUUCAUGAUGACAGCACACUGGGCCCUCAGGAGAUUGCGGCUCGUGUCGAUGCAACAUGGGGUGUGGACUCAGAGGGUGAAAUUCGGGGCAUGUGGAAACGUCAUCCACGUCUUGAGAAUUACUGGAUCAUGGGUGGAUUCACACAGCAGCACAGAUGGUAUUCGCGUGUUUUGGCGUUGCAAAUCAAGGCAGCACUUGAAGGUAUCUUGCCCGAGGCUUACCGUGAGAGUUGA